Molecule: messenger RNA, 2655 nt
Organism: Alternaria incomplexa
Lineage: Eukaryota; Fungi; Ascomycota; Dothideomycetes; Pleosporales; Pleosporaceae
Exons: 1
Coding region: 1-2655 (884 amino acids)
Source: RefSeq, a predicted model, not a curated record
AUGGACGCUGUCAUCUCACCAACUCUGUUCAAGAUCGUAAGCGCCGGCUACACUAUCAUGGACAAGGCCAAUUCCGCUCUUGAAUAUCGCGCCCUCGAAUAUGCGUUGUAUUCCGCCAUGACUGUUCGAGGCACUGUAAGUGUGAUGAGGAUCUGGAAAGGCGCAAGGACUCCACCAGGAGUCGACCGGUACACAUGGAAGGCUAUCACUUGGCGCGUUCAUAAUUGGCUCCAGAUUAACCUCAAGACUAAUGCUGGUCUGCGGAAAGAGCUGGAAGAUGCCAGGAAGCAGCAGAAGGAGUACGAGAUGAAGGAGAAGGCGAGAUCUGAUCAAGCGCGUCGGACUACACAGGUCGACGAGGUUCCAGACUUUGCGACACCUGCACGCGAAGAGCCUACACAAACAUCAGAAGUGGUCCGCAAGUUACAGGAGGCACUCAAGGACACGACCGACCGGCUGAGAGUCAGCAAUGCUCGGGUGAAAGAGCUCCAGCAGUCUACAAGCAAGCCUGCGCACCCGAGUCGAAUGUCCACCUCGUCUCACAACUCAUCGACUCCAAAGCGAGAUGCACUGGAGGAUAUGGGGCAUCAACUUCGGGCGGCGCGGCAGGAGGCUGUAGACGCCAAGAUGGAAGCUGCUUCCAAGGACGAGCAGCUACGGCUGGUGCGAGAAGAGGCCGAUGGGGCUAAAGCUAAAUUCGCUUCGCUACUGGCUUCUCAUGGUCAAGAGCCUAAGGCAGUACCGGAAGAGAUUGAGGCAGUCAGAUCUCAAAUGGCUUCCCUGGAGGCCGAGCUGGAAGCUGCGCGACAAGAAACGCAGUCGGCUAACGCGGAUCUCCUCUCAGUCAAGGAGCAAUUGGGUUGUGCGAACGAAGCCAUCAAGGUCGCUGGAUCUGGCUUGGCCCAAGUGCGAGAACUCGUGGGAAAAGUCCAAGAAGAGAAGGAAGAGGCUGAGGCAAACGCCGCAUCUCUUACGAUGCAGUUGCAAGCGUCCCGAGAAGAAGAAGAAAAGGGCAGGGCCGAUGCAGCUUCGAUGGAGAGAGACUUCCACGAGGUGCGACUACGACAUAGCAAGGAAGUCACCGCGCUUAAAGAGCAGGUCAAGGAGUGGGAAGGCAUUGCUGCGGAGGCGAAGCAGAUCAACGAUCAUGUGCAGACCGCGCUUAAUGAAGAGAACGAGGAGCUCAAAGAGCAGCUUAAGAAAGAGACUGCUCAUCGCGAGACACUGGAGAUGGAAGUGAAGAAGCUGAAGUCAGAGACCGACGGUGCGAAAGCCACAGAGAUGGCUGCACCCGCAGCGAAGUCGCUCACUCCAUCUGAGACGCAGAAGCCAUCGAGCGCGAUCUCUUCCAACCAUCUUGUCAAUAACCAGCCACGUCUUGUCUCCGUCGCCGGUCUCACAAGCCCAUCUACACCCAUCCCUACCGCAUUACCAGGCCCUACAACCACUCCCACAGAAACCUCGACGCCAAGGUCAGGAUACACACCUGAUCACAAAACUCUCAUCCAAGACUGGAACACCAGAGAAAUCGAGCUCCCGAUAUAUCUAGAAAGGUUGAAUGCACUAAAGCGAAAGUCUGACGACGCGGGAGAGACACCCAGACCGAUCAAGCAGCUUCGGCUUAGCGGCGAGAACACCGAGCUUCCGACAGGAAAUCUACUCACGCCUGGCGGUGGACCGGCUAUCAAGUUUGCCGUACAAGAACAGGUCCAAGUCCAAGAAGAACAGACAGAAGACGAUGGCGACGCGUCUAUCGACCUAUUCUGGGAUUCUUUCGAGGGCGACGCGGACAACUCAGGCACUUUCACAUACGGCUUGGGCGACGAAGUUGGCGCGGAGGCAGCAGCUCUUCCCGAGCAAGACGCAGCAAAGGGCGAGACCAACACUCAUGGCGAUACCCUCGUCAUCGACGGCGAUACCAUCAUCGAUGAAAGCGAUCACAGCAACGACGACCUCUAUGCCAUGCCUUCGCCGAGUCCAAACAAGCAGCCGCCUCAGAUCGUUGGCGAUGUCCCCGGCAUCGAAACCCCCGAUGUCGACAUCCCCGCCAUUGAGCUGACUCCAGCUACGAAGCGGAAGAUUGGCAUCGAGGGUGAUGAGGAAGCGUCGCCAAAGCCAUCUCAGGUCCCGAGGACUACGGAGGACCUUGGCGGUGAGCAGACUCUGGCUUUAGAGAAUAUGACUCCAAUUGCUGUUACUCGCAAGCCCGCUAUCAUUCUGACACCGGCUACGAGGCGGAUGUUCACCGAUGACGACGGUGAGGAGCCGCCGAGGUCGUCACAGAUGCCACCUAGAUCGUUUAGAUCAUCAAAGACGCCAAGGACGAAGCUUGACCUGGGUGAUGAGCAGACUCCCACUCUGAACGAGAUGAUGACGGAGAACGUUGUUGAUGCACCUAGUGUCCAUCACGAGGCGACUGAAGCCAGCGGUCCAUCCCAAGUCCCAGCCGAGAAGCAUGAUGCUCCACCAGAAGUCCAUCCGGCGUCGACCGAGCCGGCAGGUCCAAGAAACAGCAAUAUCACAACAUCCAACACCGACGCAACAAUCGCAGCCAGCACCGCUCGUCUUGCGCCCCGGCUCCAUUCCAGGCACCCAACGGCAGGAGCACGCGUAACGCCGGGAAGCCAGUCGGAUCUCUCAAUGAGAAUGUAUUGA